AUGAUGUUUGAAACUGAAGUAAAUGUUCACCCUAUCGAAACACAUAUAGUUGAAAAUGUUGCUGCAAAUGAUUUAUCAAAUGCCACAUAUGAAUCUGAAAAAAUAGACGGAGUUGAUGUGAACUUCGAAUGUGAAAAAGAUGAAAGCAUAGUGGGAAAGGGGACAAAUGAACCUUAUCGAAAGAUACUUGUAUGCGACAAAGAAGGUUUUAAACGAGAGGAUGGUGAUACUUCAAGUGGGCAUGAAAAAAAACAUCGUAGAGAAGUUAAAAUUGGAUGCAAAGCAAUGCUUCGAAUUUCAAAAAAGAAUGAUGGGAAAUGGUUUGUUGAGUUGUUUGAUGACAUGCUCAAUCACGAAUUGAGCAGCACACCAACGAAGGUGAUGAAGCAUCGGUCACAUGUGAAGUUCCACCGUACAACAGUAUGUAAAUCUCUCAUGCUGAAACUUAAUCAAUUAGGGUUGAAACCUUCUCAAAUUAAAAAAGCUAUUAAUGCAAUGAAAACCUCAAAUGAAGUUGAUGUAACUUCAAAACAAUGUGUUGAUGUAUUAUCUGAGCAACGAAAACACAACAGAGGAAGGGAGUUCUAUGGACUAAUAAAACAUCUGCAAGAUAAAGCAUUAUUGGAUAAUGAUCAGUAUUAUGUUGUGGAUUUGUGCAGUGAUGGGUAUCCUAGAAAUAUUUUUUGGGCCGGUGGUAGAUCAAGAGACGAUUUUACUAAAUUUGGAGAUGUUGUUGUGUUUGAUGUCACUUAUAUGACAAAUAAAUUCAAGAUGCCUUUUGCUCCAUUUACUGGGGUGAACCAUCAUGGACAUUCUAUACGUUUUGGUGGAGCAUUGCUAGAAAAUGAAAAGGAAGAAACUUUUGUAUGGUUGUUUGAGCCUUUCCUAAAAUUUACGUCACGAAGGGUCGCCGAAGAAGAUGAAGAUUUCAAGACAAUGAACUCAAGGGCCGCCGAAGAAGAUGAAGAUUUCAAGACAAUGAACUCAAGGUCGGUUCUUUCCUCAAUACAUCCAAUAGAAGCAAAAGCAGGUGGAACCUUAAUGCUAGGUACAAGGUGGGAUCAAGCAAUACAGAAAAAGUCGUUACCAGUUGAGAAUGUAUCUCAAGGUCCUAGUGUGAGAAUUUCACAAGUCGAUAUGAUGCCUCAGUUAUCUGUCCGGGAUCCUCUUGGUCCAACUAACACGAAAGGGCGUCCUAAAAUUGCUAGUAGAAUCAAGUCUUCUUUAGAAGUUCCAAAAAAAAGAACACGCUCUUACUGUCAAGGAUUGGGUCAUUAUGCUACUAGUUGUUCUAAAAGAAAGGUAGAUGAAUCAUUGCAAGAGAAACAAUGA
Molecule: messenger RNA, 1332 nt
Organism: Lactuca saligna
Lineage: Eukaryota; Viridiplantae; Streptophyta; Magnoliopsida; Asterales; Asteraceae
Source: the annotation of a GenBank genome assembly